Dictyostelium discoideum AX4 is the source of this 1464-nucleotide messenger RNA. It is a transcript of the gene pssA, whose product is annotated as phosphatidylserine synthase. Gene Ontology annotation, biological process: phosphatidylserine biosynthetic process. Gene Ontology annotation, molecular function: L-serine-phosphatidylethanolamine phosphatidyltransferase activity. The transcript has 4 exons. NCBI's taxonomy places the organism in Eukaryota, Evosea, Eumycetozoa, Dictyosteliales, Dictyosteliaceae. Gene Ontology annotation, cellular component: endoplasmic reticulum membrane. The coding region runs from base 1 to 1464 and encodes 487 amino acids. The record is from RefSeq and is a predicted model, not a curated record.
AUGCAAAACAUUCGGAAUAAUACAGAAAUAAAUAACUCAAGUAAUAAUAUCAAUAUCAAUAAUAAUAAUAAUAAUAUCAAUAAUAAUAAAAGUAAUAAUAAUAAUAAUAAUAAUAAUAAACAAAUAAAUAAUAAUAAUAAUAGUGAUAAUAAUAAUAAUAAUAAAAUAAAUAAUAAUAAUAAUAUAUAUAAUAAUAUGGCGAAUAGCAAUUCGAAUAGAGGAUCAACGGCUGUUGCAAACCAUACAACCGAACAAACUAAAAAAGAACAAGAUACAUUAAAUUUUUUUUAUAAACCACAUACAAUUCUUGCAUUAAUAAUAGCAGGUAUUGUUACAAUUUAUUUCGCAUUCACAAAAGAACAAUCACAAGUUAACAGUGUUAAAACUGGUAUUUUAGCAUCAUGUGCAGCAUUUUUAUUAUUUUCAAUGUUACAAAUGAGAGAUGGUUUAUUUAUUAGACCACAUCCAGCAUUUUGGAGAGUAGUGAUGGGAGUUGGUGUAUUAUAUUUAUGUGCAUUAGUAUUUAUGUUAUUUCAAUCAGCUGAUGAUGCACGUAUAAUUAUGAAACAUAUCGAUUCCAAAUUAGGUGAACCAUUACCAGAGAGAUCAUAUGCUGAUAAUUGUGACCUUUAUACACCAGACAAUCCAGAAUCAAAUUUUGCAAAUUUAAAACACACUGUAAACGAUGAAUUCAUUUGGGCACAUUUCUUAGGUUGGUGGGGUAAAACUUUACUCUUACGUGACUAUCGUCUUUGUUGGGUUUUAUCAAUUUCAUUUGAAAUUUUAGAAUUAACAUUUGCUCAUCUUUUACCAAAUUUUCAUGAAUGUUGGUGGGAUCAUAUUAUUUUAGAUAUUUUAGUAUGUAAUGCAUUAGGAAUUUUGAUGGGUUUAUUAACAAUUAGAUAUUUACAUAUGAAGGAAUAUAAUUGGGCAGGUGUUGAACAACCAAAAUCAGAAGAGAGAAAGAAAUCAUGGUAUAAUCCAAUCACUUUAUUAAAACAAUUCACUCCACAAACUUUAGAUACAUACAAUUGGGAGAUUUUAUCAUCAUGGAAGAGAUAUCUUGGUGUUAUUCUAUUGGUUGUUUUAAUUUCAAUCGUUGAAUUAAAUGCUUUCUUUUUGAAAACUUUAUUAUGGAUACCACCACCAAAUCCAAUCAAUGUUUAUCGUUUAUUAUUAUGGUGUUUAAUUGGUACUCCAGGUUUACGUGAAUAUUAUCAAUUUGCAACUGAUGGUAAAACUAAAAAGUUGGGUGCAAUGGCAUGGAUUUGUAUUGCAAAUGUUUUCAUUGAAGUUUUAAUCUGUGUUAAAUAUGGUGGUGCUAUGUUUUGGCAAAUUCCAACACCACCAGAAGUUAAAUAUCCAUGGAUCAUUGGUACUUCAAUAUUUACAAUUGGUUCCGUUUUCUAUUUCACUAUUUAUCAAAAAUUCAUUAAAACUCAACCAAAAGUAAAAUCCUGUUAA